Messenger RNA from Olea europaea var. sylvestris, 483 nucleotides. RefSeq names its product defensin-like protein 1. NCBI's taxonomy places the organism in Eukaryota, Viridiplantae, Streptophyta, Magnoliopsida, Lamiales, Oleaceae. Bases 24 to 269 code for a protein of 81 amino acids. Gene Ontology annotation, biological process: defense response. The transcript is spliced from 2 exons. The record is from RefSeq and is a predicted model, not a curated record.
UCACAACAUACACAUUGUAGCAAAUGGCAAAAUCUCAAAUUUCCGAAGUCAUUUUCUCCGCCCUUCUCAUCUGCUUCCUCCUUAUAGCAUCCAACGAGGUACAGAUUGUGGAAGCUAAAGUCUGUUCGAGGAUGAGCAGGACGUGGUCGGGGAUGUGCCUAAAUACUGGCAACUGUGAUCGACAAUGCAGGAACUGGGAGAGGGCUCAAAAUGGAGCUUGCCAUCGGAGGGGCUGGGGAUUUGCUUGCUUUUGCUACCAUAAAUGCUGAGAUUAAUCUCAUGCAUACUUUCUGUCUACUUUUAAGUAAAAUGAAUAAUAAGUUGCUAGUAGUUUAGCAUCUAUUUAUGUAUUGAGAUCUCUUCCGCCAAUGUGUUUGAACUUGUUACUGCUUCAGCUUUUGUAUUGCUUCAAAAUAAACUUAACGUUUGUUUCAAAUUAUUAAUGUGUGAAGGAAUCCUUUAAAGUUGUCAAUAAUUUGUUUG